GUCAUCGAAAGUCGUGAGCGGGUGCCAGAAGGCACCCUUCAACAAUCUACUAUCACUUCAACUCCAGGUGGUUCGAGACUUCACUCUAAUGGUGCACAGGGCGUACGCAUGAGUGUAUUGUCCCUGAUCGAUCUCGCUGGAUCCGAGAAAGCCACCUCUGAUAAAGAAAGGGCGAAGGAAGGCAAAUAUAUCAAUACUAGCGACCACGUUCCUUUCCGAAAUUCAAAGUUGACUCGUAUGCUGCAACCAUCACUCUCUGGCGAUGCCCGAAUUUCAGUCAUUUGUACACUCAAUCCUUCUCCUUCGACUGUUAGUGAAUCACUAAGCACCCUAGGGUUUGCUUCAAGGUUGAAUGCAUCCAAGAAGGAAAUAGUGGACCACGAGGCGUUAAUUGAGCGCUAUCGAAAAGAGAUUGAAGAACUCAAGGCGAAAUUGGUGGAAAAAGAAUCUGCCGAAAAGAAAGUCAACCGAAGGCUCAGUACUCGCGAG
Molecule: messenger RNA, 489 nt
Organism: Acaulospora colombiana
Lineage: Eukaryota; Fungi; Glomeromycota; Glomeromycetes; Diversisporales; Acaulosporaceae
Source: the annotation of a GenBank genome assembly